Molecule: messenger RNA, 2868 nt
Organism: Entrophospora candida
Lineage: Eukaryota; Fungi; Glomeromycota; Glomeromycetes; Entrophosporales; Entrophosporaceae
Source: the annotation of a GenBank genome assembly
AUGACUAACUCGGGGCCUAUUAUUACUUCAAAACAUCUUGAAACAUUAAAGAAAUACUUAGAAAAAGAUACUAUCGAAAGAGGCUACGUUUACUAUCAUCAAAAAGUAAAUAUUGAGUUAGAUAUAGUUGACCAGUUUAUAAAGGGUUAUACUGAAAUUCAUCUUAAACCAAUUCGAUUUGAUAUCCAUGAGAUAAAACUUAAUUGUCGUCAAUGUGGUGAAAUUAUUAUUCAAAUUCCAGAUGAAAUGUUGAAUAUUCCCAUAUUAGAUGAGGGCGGUGAAUGGAUUCCUAUAAUUGUAAAUGUUGAUUUUACACUAGAAAAACCCAAAUCUGGUAUUUAUUUCAAACAACCAGAUUCAAAUAUUCCAAAUAAACCUAAUGAAUUUUAUGAACCAAAUGCAAAUAUUGAAAAUUUCGAUAGAAUGAUGGUAGUUACCAGCGGAAAUUUAUUAGAGAUUAUUGAAUCACCUAAUAAUCACCAUAAUAAGAGAUUGUUUCAUUAUAGGCUGCCUGUGCCAAUUCAAGCUCAACAUAUUGGAUUAGUUUGUGGACCUUUUCGUUCUCCUUACAUUUUACAUUAUCCAGGUGAAAACGAUCUACCAGAAAAUAGACCACUUAUUACUGCUUAUUUCCCUUCAAGAUUGGAAGAAUGGAUUAGACCGACACUUUAUCCUAAUCAGGAGGGUGCUGAUACUUUUUGGAUACAUUGGGCAUUUGAUUAUUUUAUCGAAGGGUAUUCUCAUUUUAAGAUCCAUCCCGAGUUUGACAAACGAAACCCGAAAGUUAAACCUGGAAAAUUUCCAUUCAAUUGUUUUCAUAUAGUAUUUGUUGAAAAUGCUUAUAAUGAUAUUACAGUAUGUGCUGGGAUGGUAAUAUGUCGUACAAGUUUAUUAUAUAAUGAGCAUAUAAUAGAACAAGUAUUUGUCACGAGGCGUCUUUUAAUAAAUGCAAUAGCUCAGCAAUGGUUUGGAAUUUUUAUUCCUCCUCAUUCAUGGCGUGACUUUUGGCUUGCAAUCGGUUUAUCAAAUUAUUUUACAACCAUGUAUCUUGAAAAAAUAUUUGGCGAACAAGAAAUUCAAUUAUCACGCAAACUUACACCAAUUGAAACAAGAGAAUUGGAGUUUCUAAAUUUAAAAGCUCCACUUGUUCUUUGGAUGCUUAACAAUAGAUUGCCAUUUUUUGAUUAUCAUCGUGGAAUACUUGGAAUUAUUUAUUUGAUAUUGAAUCGUGCUAAGGAAACAUCCUACCAUAACUUUAGACCUGGUUAUCUGGAAACCAAAGAAUUUUUCAAUUUGUGUAAAGAUGUUAUUCGCCAAGAACUCCGUGAUGAAAUCAAACAAUUUAAAAAACAAUGGAUAUACGGGUCUGGUUGUCCUAUUUUUAAAAUCAAUGCUAAUUUCAACAGGAAAAAGAUGACGGUUGAAUUUAAAUUUGUACAACAAAAUUCGAAUUUAGUUCAUUCUGAUUUAGAAAAGAAAAAAUCAAAUGAUAAAAAAUCAACAACUACACAUGCCGAUGAUCACAAAAAGCAUACUUCCUUAUUCACUGGACAGAUGGAUAUUGCUAUUAAUGAACCCGAUGGUGUAGAAUAUAUUCAUACUAUCUAUAUUCGAGAGAAGACUGAAACAUUUUCACUUCCAUAUCAUACCAAAUAUAAACGGUCCAAGAUAACUCUUAAACCUAGAUUUGUAAGGAAAAGAGGAACAUUUGAUUCCUAUGUUCCGCUCGAAUUAAUAGAAGAACAAUCUAGAAUUUAUCCUGUUCUUUGGGGAAUGGAUCCAGAAAUUAAUGAAAGAGAUGAAUGGAAAAUUAUUGAAUGGGCUGAUCCGUCUCGUCAACAGAGCACUAGUGAUCAUUGGGAUUGGAUACUUAUUGAUCGUGCUUUUAGUUGGAUUGGCAAAUUCGAUUUUGAACAGCCCGAUUACAUGUGGGCUUCUCAACUAGAAUCAGAAGGCUCUGUUGCAGCACAAUACGAAUUUUAUAAUAACACUACAUUGGAAAAAAGUCCUUCGGCUGCAUGCUCUACAACGUUAUUAAGAACAUUACGAGAUUGGAGGUAUCAUUACAGAUGUCGUACGAGUGCCGCAAUGGCAAUGGCAAAAUGCGCAACAAAUGAACUUAAUUAUAUAGGUUUACAUCAAUUACUGAAAACUUACGAAUAUGAUUAUUGUGAACGCGUGGAUGAUCAAAUCAUACCGAAAACGAAUAAUUUUUCGGAUUGGGAGGAGUAUUUUGUCCAGAAGUCGAUUCCAAUUGCUCUUUCAAAUAUAAGACAAACAGGUGGUGUUACUCCAGUUGAUGUAAAAGAAACUUUAGUUGAUAUGUUAAAUUGGAACGAUAAUUCAGAGAAUCCGUAUGCCGAUGAUUAUCUUGUGGCAACGUAUAUCGAAUCACUAGGAUAUUCAUUCGUGCAAUUUGAAGAAGAGUCUGAUCAAGGUGUUGAAAUUUUCGAUUUAGCAGGUGAUUCUAAUGCUUAUUUAAAAGAAACGUUGGAAAUUCUUAAUAGAUACAAAUUUCGUAAUGAUUUAUUCAAUUCGUAUCACUCAGUUAUACUAUCAUCAAUUAUAAUGGCAAAAGCAAGAUUGAUGAUGAGCCAAGUGAUCAAUGUUGAUGGAAAAGAACUUUUGGUUUAUACAAUAUAUGAUAAUUAUAUAAAUGUUCGAAUAACAGCGCUAAAAGCAAUCAUUGAUUUAGAACUUCACAAGAAACCAGAGGUAAUGUCAUAUAUUAAUCAACUUAUUGAAACUGAUCCUGAUCUUGGUGUUAGGAAAUUUCUACAAUAUAGAUUUGGAUCAGAUUUUGGACCAUAUUGUUGGGAUCUUCCGAUCAAAAAACGAACAUAUCCAUUGCUAAAAAUAAAGUUAUAA